AUGGAUGGAACUAAUGUGAAGCGUAGCACAUCACAUACUAUUUCGAACUAUAGGUUGGGGAAGACCAUUGGUACCGGAACAUUUAGUGAAGUGAAACUUGCAAUUCAUGUUUUAACAGGGAUUGAAGUUGCUAUAAAGAUCCUUGAUCGUCAAUCAAUUGCCAAUUUAUCAGCAGAAACAGUGAAACGUGAAAUCAAUAUACUGAGGCUACUUUCACAUCCUCAUAUAGUUCGCUUUUAUGAGGCCAUAGAGACUCGUGAAAAAAUAUAUAUUGUCAUGGAGUAUAUGAAUUCAGGUGAACUAUGGUAUUAUACUACACGGAAGGGUAGACUCCAGGAGGAUGAAGCUCGCCACUUCUUUCAGCAGGACAUCUUAGCAAAAUUUAGACCAUGGAAGAAGAAAAACCUACUGCCAUAA
Molecule: messenger RNA, 417 nt
Organism: Ilex paraguariensis (yerba mate)
Lineage: Eukaryota; Viridiplantae; Streptophyta; Magnoliopsida; Aquifoliales; Aquifoliaceae
Source: the annotation of a GenBank genome assembly